Molecule: messenger RNA, 5814 nt
Organism: Octopus bimaculoides (California two-spot octopus)
Lineage: Eukaryota; Metazoa; Mollusca; Cephalopoda; Octopoda; Octopodidae
Biological process (GO): male meiotic nuclear division; synaptonemal complex assembly; homologous chromosome pairing at meiosis
Cellular component (GO): nucleus
Source: RefSeq, a predicted model, not a curated record
AGGGAACAAGUUGGUCUUGUCGACCCCCGACUUGCUAAAAUUCCAUCUCUGGCUGCCUCUAAAGGCCCACCUUCCCAACCACCAGCAUCACAAGAUAUACAUUCAUCGAAAGAGGAAUCAAUACAUGACCCUUCUUUACCAAGGGAUCCAAGACUUUUGCGUAUGAACCGAGAUUUGUCAACGAAUGAUGGCAAUAAACCUAGCAAACCCCUCUUAUUACAGGAAUCUCCAGCAGACUUAUAUAAUCCAGUAAAGAUCAACAGUGAAGAAAUUGAAGAUGUAUCUGCACACAUUAGCAAAGAUAUGACAAACUCUUCAAAGACAGUUAUCAGCAAAAAACCAUGGAAUCUGUGUAUCAUUCAAACCUCAGUUGAUAAACCCAAACCUAUCUAUGAACCGAAACAGCUGUCAGUGAUCCCUAUUAUUAAUAAAGAUGUAACUCCUGCAACCCCCAAACUUUCUUAUGAAGAAAAGCCACAAAGUUCUAAAGAUAACAUCCCAGAUUAUGCCAAAUUUUCUAAAGAAAUAGUCAAGGGCUUCAAGCCCUCAACUUCUACUAUUUCACUCGAGAAAGGGGAAAUGUAUUCUCCAGUUUCACCGGAGAGAAAUGAAGAACCAGCCAGAGUGAGGCCUGUUCCGCUAAACGAACCUGGAAAUGAUCAUAAAACCUGGGGAUUCUACAGAGAGAUGUUGCCACGAAAGUCUGUAUCUGAUGACACAAACUCUGUGUCAGAUGAAGACUCGAAGCUUUUGGCCUCAAAGCAGAAACCUGGCAGUGAGAGCAAAUUGAAUUCGGAAAGAAACAGUAGCAUGAGAGCGUUCUCAUCUGGGCACUGCAUGAAUGCGGAUAGUGACGAUAGCGAUACUAAUUCCAAUGAAGAUCUUGCGAAGCCUUUGUAUAUUGAUGAAAGUGCCAGUGGUACACAUUCGGAUAAUAACGAUCAUCGGCUUUCCCCAAUUAAAGAGAUGUUAAAAUCUCUUGACAGCUAUGAUGAUGAUGAUGAUGACGAUAGUUGUGAUGCAACAAGUUGGAAGCUGCCUUCUAUGUAUGGUGGUAAAGCGAGUAAGAGUGAGUCAGAUAAGAAAAACUUGUCUCACCAACAAAAAUCUCAUGAAAAGGACAAAAACCUUUUCCAGUCCUUAAAUGAAGAUUUUGGAUCAGUUUCUCCAUCAGAAGCAAAAGAUGAAGGUUCGGAAAAAGCAUCGUCUUCUGAUCCUGGCAAACUGUUCAGCGCCUAUGAGUACAAAGGGCAUGAAGACUCGUCGAACGACACUUCUCAUAUUUGGAUGAAAAGUCUGACGACAUUGAGCCAAGCGAAAGCUGUGUCGUCGUUAAACAUAUCGGAUGAAAUGAUGGACAUGCUGCGGAAAGUUGUGAAAGGAAGUAAGGACAGCAACUCACCGGUGAGCCCGAAUUGUGACGCCAACAAUAAAGGGCAGGUUGACAGUGACGGAAAUAAGAGUGAGUCAGCUGUGGAGUCUAGGUGCGGGGUUGAGGAGGAGAGGGGGAAACAUUCCGCUGAAACUGUGUUGAAGAUUCUAGGAGGAGGAGGAGAGGAAGAAGAAGAUUUCAACAAAACUACUGCUGAUUCAAAUGUAACAAAUAGGAAAAACCAAACUGCGGCUCACCAGACACCUGAUAAAACAAACAGCAUAACGAACGCUGAUGACGAUGGUGAUAUGUGUAUGUCAGGUCAGGCUAUUCCAGUCCUUGAACCAGCAAAGAAACGGACCUCAAUGAAAAGAGCUCGAUCUCAAUCGCCCACUGCUUUCUCUUCUUUGAAACUCUUUCCUCCACCAAACUGGCUUCCGACACCGUCGCCAUUUUUGGUAUCUUCAAACCCAUUGAAAAGCAUUGACUGGACAAUUCCUCCUUCAACCUCGCCUUUGGCCACUUCCCUCCAUUCACAGCAACUUCUCUGGUCUCCCGCGCUCAGCAUGUCGCAGUCGCUAUUGAGCAAGAAUAUACCGUUCCCUGUUGGAUUCCCCGGCUCAGGUUUAACUGCAACAAAUCCACUCUUACUGAACAGACCCAUUCACCCUCUAAUGGUCCCAAGACAAAAUGAUUUAGUCGAUUGGUUUGCUGACAAAAUCAACCCCAAAAGCCAGAUGCCAUCCGUAAAUGUUGCUCAGUCAUCAACAUCAUCAUCAUCUUCACCAUCAACAUCAUCAUCAGUUCCUGCUAAAAAAGCUGUGACUAAAAGUAGCUCAGAAUUAGAAACCCUUUCCAAAGAGACAGAUUCAAAUAAAGAUUCGAAACCAGAUGCUUCCAAUGACUCUGAAAUUUCAGAAUUGCAUUCUACUAAAGACCGGGAGAAGGAAAAAUGUGAAUUAAGCAGGUCUUCUUGUUAUAGUCCAACUGAUAAAACUUUGGAGCUUUCCUCUUUAUCAUGUCUUGAUCAUUCUCAAUCUUCAGAAUCUUCAAAAGAUGGCUUAGCUGAAAAGGCUGAGAAUGUGAAAAUGAAAAAAUCUUCCUCAAACGAGCUGUUUGUACCUUCAGCGAUAUCAGAAUCCUUUAACAGCAAUGCAAUGCCUGAGAUUGCUAUACCAGCAUAUAACAAGACCUCUAGAAAAGGCCUGAGGUCUGUAGAUGGUAAUGAUUGUGAUAGUGAGAAUGAUGCAGCUGCUGGUACAAUUUCUGACACCUCGAAGCAGAGUACUGAUGGCCACACGUCUGCAACUGAAGGUCUUAAUACCUCGCAGGAUGUGGAUCUACUCUCUGAUAAUACAGCAUCGGAUGAUAUCAAUAAUGAAGUAUCCAAACUUUUAUCAUAUAUGGGCGCCAAGAAAAGACGAAGCAGUAAAGAAAGAAGCAAGUCGUCCAGUUCCUCGAAAAGUAAACAGCCUAAGCGAAGCAAACAUGAUGAUUUGUCGCAUCCCAUUCCAAAGGCUGUUCAGAUAUCUACUAUUAAUUCAAGAAAGCUAAAAGAAGCUUCUUUGCCAGAAUCUAACAGGAAACUUCUCAAAGAACUAGCAAAGCAGUUUUCAAAACGGAAGCAUCAUAAAUCUGAUCUCCAAGCACUGUUAGAAUCGGUGAAAAAGAUCAAGAAGGAACUGGCAUCACAGCCUUCUGAAAGCAGGGAAGAUCUGCCUGCAGGAAAGACAUCUGCUGUGUCUGACAAAAGCGAUAGAGUUGUGCGGGUCAAGAAAGAACAGCAGAAGUCGAGCAGCAAGAGAUCGUCUGGGGAGAAAAGUUCUAGCCGAUCGAAGCAUCAUAAAUCGUCUGAGAAAAAAUGGGCUGAGAAUCUUUGGAAACCUGUGAAGACAGAGGCAGAAGAGAAAACCGGCCGAAGCAGUGAUGCUCCUCCUAUAGUAAUAAAUUAUAAACAGAAGGGCAGUGAAAAGACAGACGUGUCCAGUGUAACUAGAACAAGCAGUGGAAGUAAGUCAAACAAGUCAUCAAAGAAAGAAGAAGAAGAAGGAGGAGGAGGAGGAGGAGGAAAAGAUAAUGGUGAUGAAGAAAAGAACGAACAGAAUUGUGACUCAGAGCUGGAAGAGGGAGAACUACCUGAUGAGGAUGAUGAUUGUGAUAUUAAUGCAAAAGAAAGGUUUGAGUCUUUGCGACAGUCGGAAUCAUUUGAUAACUACCCAAGGGAGCGAUGGUGGCAUGAUAAAAGGGACCUUCCAAAUGACGAUAGGUUCUUUGAGUCUAAUCCUGGCAGACCACCAAGAGAUAUGCCAUGGGAUAUGGAAAAUAACCCUGAUGGAUAUCAACGUGUUCGUAUGGAUAAUUAUUCCAUUGAACAACCUGAAGGUUUCCCGCGUGACUGUUAUCCUUUGAAAAGAGCUGAGCCUUUUCAACUCAACAGAAUGGACGACUGUCCUUUCCCUCAACCUGAAGGUUAUUCAAUGAAUCAGAUGGAUAAUUAUCCACCAGAACAUGAUGAUAGCUUCCCAUACAAUAGGCCUGAGGAUAUUCCACAUAACCAAAUGGAAAAUUAUUCUUGCGGUCGAUCUGAUGGCAAUAAGCGAGGGAAAGGUAAGAACUACCAUGGAAAACGCGGUCAUUAUCUCCAUGGGGGAAAGUUUGCUCCAUACCCUCAGAAUAAAAUGGGUAAUUGCUUGCCAGAAGAUGCUAAAAACUAUGAAAUGGAACCUGAUGGUUAUUAUAAUGAGGAGCAUAAAAAGUUUCCCAGAGGAAAAUCUGAAAAUUAUCCUCGCGGAAAGUCAAAUAAAUAUCCUUUUAAGAGAACACGACGUCGUUCAUUCAAGAAACACGAACCAUCCCAUGAUCCAGCUGACUACUGCCAGGACAAAAUUGAUGGAUUCCUAUAUGAGAAAACUGACAACUUCUACUAUGAUAAAGGUUUCCAAUAUAACCAGUCAGAAAAUUACUUCCAUGGCAACAGUAGUGGUUACUGCUCUGAUAAAGGAGACCCCUUUAACUGUGAUAACGAUAAUAUGGUUGGCAAUGUUCCCAAAUUUAAUCAAUUUAAUGCUUGGGCUCCAAAUGAAAUGGAAGGCCCAAUGCAGCGGUUUCCUAAACAUGGUAAAAGCGUUUUCGACAGGCUGUCAACUAAGGAUCCUAAAUUGGAACUGGGUGGGAGAGCUUACAGAGGGAAACAGCCUUUCCCUGGUGAUGCAGCCUCUUGGUUAGAAGACGGUUCGAUUCCUUUCUCUAACAGCAAGAAGAAAAAGCUUAAGGCGGAGGUUGAAGAUAUAAGCUAUGAAGAACUGUUAGAACAAACUGCCAAGCAGUUGAAAGAACCCCUGGAAGAAGAAGAAGAGAAGAAAUGCAGCUCCUUUGAUACUAUCGACGAAUAUGUUCAAAUGUUUGUCGAACAAGGCUGUUCUGAAUACAACAUCAUUAAGAAAACGCUUGGUGUAUCGUUAGACACACGAUUUGAUACAAUGUCAAAAACGAGAAGAAAAAAGAUUCGAAAGAAAAUUCAAAGUCAGUUGCAAGCAUUGAAACAGGCACCAACAAUUAAUAAUAACGGUAACGAACCACCAAGUUUGUUCCCCAAAUUACCUAUGCCUUCUUCUUCCGAAUCAGCAGCUUUUAAUUUAGACAGUAUUCCUGUCUGUAGUUCUUUGAAGUCUAUGUCUGACUCCAUAGAGUUAUUGCAAAACAUAAUGAUGAAACGUCGACCAGAGGAUGAGAUACUCCAGAACUCACGAUCCUCUUCUGAGACGCAAGACGAUUCAGAUGACGAAAGUAACAGUACAAACAACGUAGAGAUGCAAGAGGACGCUAAUAUUACAGACCCGGACGUCAAACGUGCCGUGCAUAAAGUUCGAGCCAACAUGAUGUCAGCAGCAGAAAAGAACGGCAUUGGGAUUCCACACCAGAAGAUUCCUCUUAGUCUCCUUCUGGCUGAAGAAAAAGACAGUUUGUACUCAUCAGAAGGCUGUUUCCUUAUUCUUAUGCGAAAGAUUCCUACCAAAUCAGUCGAGCGUUUGGUUACUUUACGAGAAGUGCUUGAUCACAUUAAUUGCGAGAUGCAACUUGCUCAGAAGAACAAUGAUGCUCCGAAAUUCCAAACAUUACAGGCAACCAAAAUAAAUUUGCAUGAGCGCCGCAAGUGUGUCUUGGAGAAUUUCACUGGUCCCCUAAACAGAAAACGUUUGCGACUCAUAGAGAAAGCCUGCAGAAAAUAUCAAUGUUGCUUGGACUAUAUGAAUGCAAAUCCUGAUAUGAUUAAAGAUAUAGAUAAGGAAUUCGUUGUCAAGAGUCUCAAAGCCAUCCAAGGACAUAGAAGCACAGUUAAAAAUAUUCUUGAAAACAAAGACUGCAAUGCUCUCCCUCCACCUCCCUUAGUUCCAAACAGCCAGAUUUCUAUGGGCAUGACCAGCUCAGGUUUGUAUCCUUAA